GGUGGCGACACGGAUUGUUAUGGCGGUGCAAAUUAGCACUAAACCAAGAACAAAGGAAUAAAUCAAGCGUAAAGUUGAACUCCUUUGAUAAAUUUUUUAUACAACCUGGUACUAUGUUCAUUAUAUCAUUUUUGUCAGGCUUUGUUUAUUAUGGACACGAAUAAGUGAUUUCUGGCUGUUCGCACCUCUAAAAACAUUUAUCUUUUUUCUUUCUUUCUUCUCGAAAGAAAGAAAGAUGCGAACAGACUGGAAGAUUGUUUCAGUCGUCUUCCUGGCAGCGGUUUUAAGUCUCCAAUGUAAGUAUUCGCCCACUACGUCUUGUAACAGUACACGGAGUGUUUUUCAGAUCUUGUGGCUCGUCAUUCCCUGGAGGUGGGACCAGCCAGUGUCUUCCACGGGUAGCCAACAUUCUUUAUCAAUACAAGUCAUGGGUGUUUUCGUUCUUGAUAUUCUAUUUACGUUGCUGACCCAACCAUCAAUCAUCGUUCGAUUAAUUCAAGUUACAAGCAAAUCCCACGUUAAGAAUAUGGGUCUUUUCCUAAUCAUAUCUGCAGCGUCAGUUGCUAACAUUUUGUUACAUUGAAAUGGCAAUCGCGUAAAGCUGUUAAAAGCGCAAACCAGGAGCAGAUGCAGCUGUUAAGGAAUUACUCUAAACAAUCUUUAAUAACCCUCUCUUCUUGUAAAACACCGCAUUUAGGUUAGAAGUCUUAAUUAGAUGUUCUGAUCGGCUGACAAAGCUUUGCUUGUUUUCUAAGUAUGAUUAAUGACCAGUCAAACAUGACAAAUAGUUGAUUUGCGACUUUUCAGGGUCUACAGUUUUUUCUUUUCAUAGGCGUGGAUUCUAAAAAGGCUACGAAAACGAAGUUACUGAAGAAGUUACGGCAUAAUGGACACAUGAAAGGUUGAUCAUCUUGAAAAAUUUGUACGCAUUGUAUUUAUAAUUGUAUUUAUAUCUUGUUUUUAAAAUUUUGGUCGUUAUAUCCCUCUUACAUCAUCUCUUUGUUUAACUCUGUUAGCCCAUGCUGCUCAUCAAAGGAGUCUCACUGGCGAAAAGAAAAACGCAGUGCAGCCUACAAAUGAUCAAGUUGCGGGUAAAAAGAAUUGUUACCUGUACUGUUCAAACAUCCAUAUCGCGUGGCUUAGAUAUCAAGUUCUUUACUGAAAUGUAUGCACCAAAUUUUCUCCGCUUUAUCCACAGUUUUCUAUCCCUUUUUUGGUCUGAUAAGUUUACCGAUUUCAUUUUAAUGAGUUGACAACCAUUUAACGAGGAAACUGAAUUUAACUUCCCCUUUAGAGCGCAUUUUGAAAUAAAUCACAACUACCAGUCAGUACAUUGAGCCAAUGAGGACUCGGAGUCAAAACAAGCAAACUGCAAACUGCGGAGAAACGCGAGUGACAAAUCGUAAUGGGUUUUAAUGUUGUGUCUGAUCGGUUGAGAGGGUGGCGCGAGUUUUCUGGACUGACCGUAAAGCGAAAGAAAAGAAAACCAAUGAAAUACCGUUAUGUUAUCGUAGCCUUAUUUUGACAAAUUUACAGCGAUGCAAAACCCGGAGAGUUUACAACCCAGUGAAACGGAAGAACUAAACCAGCUGCAGAACUAUAACAAGCAGUAUAUCAACAACGAAAUGGCAGCCGAGACGGGUAAUAUACAACAAACUGCUUUUUUUUUUCCUAAUUUGAGAAGAAGAAUCUUGAAAUCGAAAGUGAAUGAAGUUCACACCCUUAGUUUGACUUAAACUUCCAAGAUCUUUUUAGUACUUCUCCUUUGUCGUUGCUUCUCUUUUCCUUAAAAAACUACUCAGGAGAAUUUGGUGUCAUAUCGAGAUGAAACAUCACCUGUUUGGUAGAUAAUGUAUGUAUGUUAUGAGGGAAAAUUUCAAGUUAAUCAAAACUAUGACAAAAUUCUCGAACGUGAUUAUUUAUCACCAGCCUGAUUUGAGCACUAAUAGGGCAGUGUACACAUCAUGCUUGUAAUUGGACGGUGUAAUAGGACAGUUAAAGGCACAGUUAACACGUCAUGCCUGUGUAAGUGGAAAGAACGCGUCAUUUGUGCGCGCUGUUGUCUCGCAUUUCGCCGAGUUGGCUGUUGAUUUUUUAUGAAAACGUACAACCGACGUCUAGUUUCUUUCUCAAAUUUUGUCAUCGUUUUGAUUAAUCCGAUUUUGUUAAUCACUUAUAUGAUUACGGACCGAACUGGGCUCCACUCGGCCCUAUCACCAUUACUAAUCACGUCUUCCAAUCGAAGAGUCCGUCAUCAACUCCAGGGGCAACAAAAUUAAUCUUCUUGAAGGAUUCAGAGAUCACAUAAUUUUUUCUUUUUAAUCUUAUGAUGUGGCAAACAUGUUGUAUGACACCUUUUCACCCCUAAUUCGUUACUGACGUCAGAGUUCUUAGGUACUGGGUAAAGUAAGGUUGCAUACAGAGCAUAUUGGGUCCUGUUAGAUGAGUUCUUAGAUAGUCAGUUCACUCUGGCAAACUAAGUGAAGUUUAAUUUAUUAAUCUGAUAUGGAAAAGAGGCGUCAGUUAUGGCACAGAUUCUGUGUUGUUAUUUUCAGCUCUACUAGCAGAUCAAGGAAUUGAUGAUGACUCAGCAUUAAAGAUCUCCAACAUGGCAGCUUUACCCAAUGGAAUGCCUCCAGGAGCUAAUGCUGCUAUUAAAGCCAAGAUCAGUAGUAGCAGUGCGCAUACUCCCCAGGAUCAGUCAGCUGGACAACCGCAGAACUUAAACACUGGCUAUGAUCCAAAUGCUUACUUGUAUGACGCAAACUCUUGGCCAGAGUACACCAUACACGAUUCAGAUUACAGUCACUUCCGGUCAGUGGAAAUGAACAACAUGAAUGGUGAGAACACAGAUAUGCCGCCACAGUACAACAAGCCUGACGGACAUCCUGACUUCCAGAAUAUGGCGAAUGAUGAAAAAAUAGAAUUUCAGGGACAGAAAUUCCAGCAAGAAAAAGGUGAAGAUUCUGAAUCGCUCAAUGACGAAAUGAAGCAAGAGGAUGGGGAGGAGUUUCAGAAGAAACCGUCAAGCGAGGGAAGCCCGGCAACGCAUAAAGUUAGUAGUGAGGGAGAUGUAAAUGACGCGAAACCUGCUGUUAACAGCGGUGCCACUGAAGGGAGCAAAUCUGAGAGUAGCCCAAAGCCACAAGUCACUCCGUCUCAACAGAAACCGCAAGUGGUAGUGCAUAAGGCUGAAGAUGACGCUGCUCCCGCGAAAGAUGCACCUUCGCAAAAGCAGCUACAACAACAACAGCAGCAGCAGCAGCAAACUCAAAAACAGCUGCAAGUGAAGACUUCUCCUGCAAAGAUUGCUGCAUCUGUGGCAGAGGCAGCGGCCUCACUGCCUCCCAAGGCCAUUGCUUCUUUAGUGAGUAGUCUGGUCGGUGGCGGGAAAAUUGUUACAUCAGGUCAAGUCCAGGAACAAAGUCAAGCGAAAGGUCAAGGUCAGGGUCAAAGUAAAGGUCAAGGUCAAGGUCAAGCUAGGAGUGCAGCUCAGUCCCUCAUACCUCAAGACAUUAAUCCGGCGCAAGAACAAACCACAAUAGCUACGCAGUUACACGUUGUUGCGAAGCCAAAGAGACGAUUAUAAGAUUACUAUCUAGCUAAUUAUUUCGUAGUCUCUAGUGAAACAGUGGGAGUGUCAGCAAAUAAAAAGAUCUUUGUUCACUUGGAAGUCAAAUACCAGAUAACCUCACCUUCUCCAGACGGGGCCGAAUGACCAAUCUUUUCAAUUGGCAAGCUGAACUCAAUGUUGCAGAACAAUAAUUUGUACAUUAACUCCAUACAUCAUGAAGAUAAGUCUAGUAUCAUUUAACUUCGUACAUAACUUAAUUUGUAGCAGCUGUUUCAAUUACACAUGUGUAAUAACCAACGUUCAGUUUGCCUUGUCAAACAACACUACUUGUCAGAGCACGGUAUCAUUAAUUUGCCAUAAGGAAGCUCAAGGCUAAUAUACAUAGGGCUAAAACUUGUUAUGAGAGAAAACACGUUUUAUUAUUGUA
Molecule: messenger RNA, 4001 nt
Organism: Pocillopora meandrina
Lineage: Eukaryota; Metazoa; Cnidaria; Anthozoa; Scleractinia; Pocilloporidae
Source: the annotation of a GenBank genome assembly